Molecule: messenger RNA, 558 nt
Organism: Knipowitschia caucasica
Lineage: Eukaryota; Metazoa; Chordata; Actinopteri; Gobiiformes; Gobiidae
Source: the annotation of a GenBank genome assembly
AUGACCGCCUUCUCUUCCUCUCUCAUACUCUCUCCUAUCCUUCACUUUUCCCUCUCCCAAACUCCCCUUCCUUCCACUCUCUCUCUCUCUUCUUCAUCCUCUCCUCUCCCCUUCCUCUCCCCCCCUCCUCCCUUCUCCUCUUUCCCCCUCUCUCUCCUACUACCCUCCCACUCUCUCCUCCCUCCCCCACCACUCGCACGCCACUGUGUUGAUCACACAGCAAUUCUCCUCUCCCCCCCUCCCCCUUUUAUCUACCCUCCCCCCUCCUCCACUCCUCUCCCCUACCUCCCUCAUCCUUCCUCCUCUCCCCUCUUCCCUCCUCCACCCCUUCUUCUCUUCCUCUUCCUCCCCCCCCCUUCCAUCCCCCCCUACCCUCCCCCUCUCCCUCCCUUCCCUCCCUCCUCUCCCCCCCUUCACUCUCCCCCCCUCCUCCCACCCCACCCUCUCCCACCCCCCCCUCCUCUUUACCCCCCUUCGCCUUCUUACCCCUCUCCUCCCUCCCCUCUCCCCCUCUCCCCCCCCACUUCCCCCCCCAUAAAUCACAAACCAGUAAUUUAA